Molecule: messenger RNA, 743 nt
Organism: Eutrema salsugineum
Lineage: Eukaryota; Viridiplantae; Streptophyta; Magnoliopsida; Brassicales; Brassicaceae
Product: E3 ubiquitin-protein ligase RNF115
Exons: 1
Coding region: 175-600 (141 amino acids)
Biological process (GO): ubiquitin-dependent protein catabolic process
Molecular function (GO): zinc ion binding; ubiquitin protein ligase activity
Source: RefSeq, a predicted model, not a curated record
UAUAUGACGUGGCAACAAACAUGAUUUACUCGCAAGACAUGUGUUGCAGACGUUGUCAUUAUCCGAAACACACGUGUCAGAAACUCAACGGAACAUUCAGAAACACAACCAUGUUCACAUUCUCGUACUAAAAGAAUCUAUCUAUUAAUCAUAUUCCAAACCUCAAAAAGAUCAAUGGCGGAUUUUCAUCUUCCUUCCGAAAUCCAAAACGAAACCGAUCAGAUUCCGGACGAAGAUUUCGAAGAAACCGCUGCUUUCAUCGACGAGGAUUACCUCAACUACCUUCACUAUUUGGCUUCACGGAGCAACCAUGGAUUCGACACGUUUGGGUCUUACGAUGAAAUCUUUGGUCAAGUGUUGGGCAAUUCAUCUUCUACGCGGCGAUCGGAAGCGGCGGAAGAACUUCCGGUGGUGGAAUUGACGGCGGAGGAGCUGGUGGAGAGAGGUCUUGUGGUUUGCGCCAUCUGUAGAGAGGAGCUAGCUGCUAAUGAGAGACUCUCUGAGCUUCCUUGUCGACAUUAUUACCAUAAAGACUGUAUCUCUAAUUGGUUGACUAAUCGGAACACUUGUCCGCUUUGCCGUCUCAAUGUUAGAAAUUAGUUUGGUUUUAUUCGGUUUUCUUGAAUUUCUAUUUUUCUAAUGUUGAUGUUGAUAAAGUCUUCUUUAUUUUAAUAUAUCACAAGAACAUUUGAUGUAUUGCCUGUUUCUAUCAAUCGAACAAGAAGUUGUUUAGACUAGUUUUU